UCCUGGCAACAUUGGAGCAUAAUUGUGAAUGAUUAACUAGAAGAAGAAGUUAAACAAACAGGUCAGCAAUUUUGGCGGGUUUCAAUACUUCAUUUUAAGAAAUUUGGGCUCAAAAGUUUUCAGUUUGUCUAAACCAUAUAGUGGAGUAAUAAUGGAUCUAAAUGAUGCAGUUCUAACUUGUGCCGUCAAUAUCUUGUGGACAAAUGCAGUAGGGGUGACAGGAAAAAAACUGGUUUAUAGGACAGCCACAUUGCGUUUAAUACGGAAUGAUGUGAGGGAACUUUUCGUUGAAUUGACCGGGGAGAAAGCCAAACCAAUAAAAUUCAAGCUGAAAGAUGUGAUGGUACAUAAAAAAUUUAUGUCUGAGGGCAAAGCGACAAUAAAUUUCAAGAUUGAGAACUGUGCGAUGUAUUUGUCAAACGCGCCACCUGGGACCUUAAUGUAUUUUCUCCGCACAAUAUUUAUAAAACUAAAUGGUGGAGAACAGAAAGAUGAAGCUACUACUCAAAAACAGUUACGAGCUCAUAUGUUAUCAGGAAAACCUAGCAAUUUUGAAGAGGUCUCUCCAAUAACAACAACAGAGAUGAUUAUGGCUAGAAAAAAAGCUGGAUUGUUAGGACGUGGUACUGCGACAACACCAUCGCCACUGGCUGCGAAAAAACGACGUUUCGAUGACUUAAAGACAUGUGAUGGUAUGGUAACUUCGCAUGCACCUGCAGCGAAAAGACUUUAUCAAGAUAAAGGAACACCUUCGCUUGGAAUGGAGGAAAAUGUGAAACUUUGUGAAGAACAGUUAGAAGUCCUACGAGCAUGCACUUCAGGCAAGAGCGUGUUUUUUACAGGUUCUGCGGGUACAGGGAAGAGUUUCCUUUUACGUAAAAUUAUUUCAGCUCUGCCACCAGACGGCACAAUGGCGACGGCUUCUACAGGUGUUGCUGCUUGUCUUAUUGGUGGUACAACCUUGCAUGCAUUUGCGGGUAUUGGCGGUGGGGACUAUGGACUCGCCCGGUGUAUUGAAUUAGCUUCGCGACCGGCAAGUGCCCAGAUCUGGCGCAAAUGUAAAAGGCUUGUUAUAGAUGAAAUAUCUAUGGUGGAUGGACAGUAUUUUGAGAAAAUAGAAGCAGUUGCAAGGCAUGUGCGUAAAAAUGACAAACCUUUUGGGGGAAUUCAAUUGAUAUUAUGCGGAGAUUUCUUACAACUACCGCCUGUGGUAAAAAAUGAGAACAAUUCUAACCCAACACAGCGUUUUUGUUUCCAAUCGAAUGCCUGGGAGAAAUGCAUACAGUGCGUCUUUGAAUUGAAAGAAGUACACAGACAAUCCGAUCCAGAGUUUGUAAAAAUCUUAAAUCAUAUUCGAAUUGGGCACACGAAUGAGGAAAUUACAAAACGGCUACGAGCUACAUCGAAGCAAAAAAUUGAGGGCGGUGGUAUUCUAGCAACCCAACUUUGUUCACACACAAACGACGCAAAAUCUAUAAAUGAAUCAAAACUCGAAAGUUUAGAUGGCGAGAAAGUUUUAUUUCGGUCGGAGGAUUCUGACGCAAAUAUGGCGAAGCAAUUGGACUCACAAUUGCAGGCAACCUCACAGCUCUAUUUGAAAAUCAAUGCUCAGGUAAUGCUAUUAAAAAAUAUUAAUAUAUCUGCUGGUCUGGUAAAUGGAGCGCGUGGUGUUGUGGUGCGCUUUGAAAAGGGUGUACCGGUGGUACGAUUCAAAAAUAAUCGCGAAUUUGUAUGUAAUCAUGAGAAGUGGAUCAUAAAAACAGCAACUGGGGGUACAAUAACACGGAGGCAGGUGCCUUUGAAGUUAGCAUGGGCGUUUUCAAUCCACAAAAGCCAAGGCCUUACAUUGGACUGCGUUGAGAUGUCAUUGUCGAAGGUAUUUGAAGCUGGACAAGCUUAUGUUGCUUUAUCACGUGCAAAAUCUUUGGACUCCCUGCGCAUAUUAGAUUUCGAUCCCAAACAGGUUUGGGCCAAUGCGCAGGUUCUACAGUAUUAUAAGCUAUUUCGUAGACGCUUACAUGACAGUACAAUGAUACCACUAGGUGCAAAAAAUAUAAAACGCGAGAAAAAUAAUGAAACCAAAUCAAGUGCUCUAUCGAAAUUGAAGAAGAGUUUAAUGGAUAAACCAUUAGUAUCUAUUAGCUAACGCAUCGGCAACUACUGAUUAUAUAUUAAGUAAAAAAGGUACACAUAUAAUUAAAUAAGCCUUGAAACAUCUCUAUGAAAAUUCUGAAUCUGUAUUAGGUUAUCUUAGAUCAAAUUUUACUAGCAUACUAUUCUCACAUAGAACAUUUCAAAGUGUUAGAUUUAAGAAAUACAAUAGCACUACACUUUAAGCACUACAUUAAUAUUCAAAAAACUAUUGAAUUUGCACUUUAUAUCAUAUACAUGUAAGAGGAAAAGAUUUCCCCAAAUGUACUUUACAACACAUACUAUCACACUAUAUACAGUGGAACUUCCACAACUCGAGCUAUUGAAUUGGCAAUAGCGUCUAGAAAUCGAAUUUCAUAAAAAUUUCCUUCCAUAACUCAAACUUCCUUAACUCGCAGUUCUCCAUAACUCGAACUUUUGAAUUGUCAAUAGAAGUCAAAUUUCAUACAAAUCUCCUUCCACAAAUCGAAAUUUUCGACCAGCGCAUAAUACAAAAUUUAAAAUUUUACUAUCCAGGCAGAAUUUUAAUAGAGCAUUUUUGUAUUAGCUUUCGUACAAUAUAAAUUUUUACUAAAAGACGCCAUAAAUAUUACACUCUUUGUUUUUGCAAAUCCAAACAGCAAUACCUACAUAUAGCAACAUUAAGCGCACAAUAAGAAAGAAAAUCAGUUGAAUAUUGUUCUUAAAAGUAUCAUAAUUUUGCUUUAAUUUCAAUGCAUGAUUACUGUCACAUACACAAAUAAUAGAUUACGUGUGGCAUCUGCUUACUCUUCCUCAGCAGCAAAAGUAGGUGAUACUUCCUCAGUUUUCAUUCCACUACCGACUUGUCCAUGGCGACGUUCCCAGAUUAAACGAUGUUUCUGCUUCAUGUAUGCACUUUUAGCAUUAGCAUAACCACCUAAAUCUCCAUCUAUUAUUUAACGAUAUAAAAAGGUUGAAAUCAGUACAUUUGUAUGAGAACGUUUUUUUACCACUUACAUUUGAUAAACCAAUUCUCAGCAGCUUUCUCGUAUUGUUCUAAAAUUGGCUUGCAUUUUUUAAUAUGAUCAGGCGCUUCAUACAAUGUACAAUCUUCGAAGCGUUGACGCAAAAUCGAUACGAUUUCAUUUUCAACCAUUCGAUCCCGGCGAAAUUGUUGAUCGGCUUCAAAACGGCAGACAGCAUCGUCAGUGUAGCACUGGUCGAUUGUGGGCACACGUUGAAAACGUUGAUGGUACCAUGCUUGUUUCUUCUGGUUAGGUUCAACAAUAGUUUCUGUAAAAGACAAUGAUACUCUAUAUUUUAUGAAACGUAAACAAACAUUUGGGUGCUCAGCUCGUUUGUAAUUGAGGUUAUGUUAUUAUGUAAUAAAGCGAUCAAAACCAAUAAUAUACCUAUGAUUUAACAACAUCACAGUUAUAAACUUAGGUACUUAAGCUUUGCAUUGUGUAUUGCAAAUGUUAUUUCCAUAUAUCAUACUGGAAUACAUACCCCUGAACCAUGUUACAGGCCCAUCAAUAAUAUUGCUCACCGACUGGGCGAAACUCGCCAUUGGACUCCGGGGCUCAGGCAUCGUCUACUAAAAAUGCCAAAUGAUGAAUAAAAUGCAUCUUAUUUACGUAUUAAAAAGUAUGUACAUUAAUAAAUGCUCCUUACUUAGCGGUAAAACAAAAUAAUAAUAAUUUUCACUACUGCCCACAGUCCGUGAGUUUGAUUUUGAUUAUGCGUCAAAGAGCAAGUUGUCAAAAUACAGCUGAUAAAAGUAAUUUUUGGUUCGCGUCUUUGCUUCAUAUAUUUUUUUAAAUAACCCUUAUGCCACAUCUCCACAUGCAAUAAAUUAUUGCUGGAUAUAUCAGUCCUAUUGCACUUUGACAUGCUAUUAUCGACUGCGUUUAAAAAGGUAGCGGAAUUUUUAAUUUAAUAAAAAGGAAUACAAAUUUUGGAGGAAAUUCAUUCAUUCCUGUUUAACGGCGUUGACAAAACAAAAACUUGUAAAUAAAAUUUAUGUUUACGUUUAUGACCAAAACAAAACCUUAAAAAUAAAAUUUACGCGUGCUACUACAAACAUACCCACACAAAUUCUACGCAAGCUAAGAAUUGUCCGUUUUACACUUCAUAAUUUUGAGACUUUGUUAUCAAUUUAUCCUCUCAUGCUGCGGAGAACUCUUACUGAAUGAACACGUGCACAGCUCAUAUCAGGAAAAGUAACUGUAAGCUUGCACAACACAUAAGUCUACAUAAUUGAACAAGUAAGGAAGGGCUAAGUUCGGGUGUAACCGAACAUUUUAUACUCUCGCAAUUUAUUUAUUUAACUUUAUUUAUAUUAUAUAAUGCACAAUUUGACCCACAUAUUCGUCAUAUAUAUUGUAUAAAGUCCAUUGAAAGUUGGAAACCCUAAUAUUAGGUUAGAAGCACUGAGGUCCUCAUGUUCGAUAUAUGGGGUCUUGAAAACCUAUGAUCCAAUUUCGGCGAUUUUUAGAAUGGGGCUUCCACACUAUAAAGGUAGUAUUUGUGCAAAGUUCUGCUUCGAUAUCUUCACUAGUACUUACUUUAUAUAUUGUAAAGUAAACGAUUCGGAUAGUCUUCAAAGUUCUGGUAUAUAGGAAGUAGGCGUGGUUGUGAAGCGAUUUGGCCUAUUUUCACAACAUAUCAUUGGGAUGUAAGGAAACUAUUACAAACCAAGUUUCAUUGAAAUCGGUCGAGUAGUUCCUGAGAUAUGGUUUUUGACCCAUAAGUCGGCGACGCCACGCCCAUUUUCAAUUUUGUAAAAAAAUCUGAGUGCAGCUUUCAUCUGCCAUUUCUUAUGUGAAAUUUAGUGUUUCUGACGUUUUUCGUUAGUGAGUUAACCCACUUUUAGUAAUUUUCAACCUAACUUUUGUAUGGGAGGUGGGCGUGGUUAUGAUCCGAUUUCUUUCAUUUUUGGACUGUAUUAGGAAGUGGCUAUAAAAAACGACUGCAGAAAGUUUGGUUUAUAUAGCUCUAUUGGUUUGCGAUAUAUGUACAAAAAACUUAGUAGGGGGCGGGGCCACGCCCACUUCCACAAAAAAAUUACAUCCAAAUAUGCCCCUCCCUAAUGGGAUCCUAUGUUCCAAAUUUUAUUUCCAUAGCUUUAUUUAUGGCUUAGUUAUGGCAUUUUAUGUGUUUUCGGUCUUCGCCAUUUUGUGGGCGUGGCAGUGGUCCGAUUUUGCUCAUUUUCGAAAGCAACCUUCCUAUGGUGCCAAGAAAUAAGUGUGCCAAGUUUCAUCAAGAUAUCUUAAUUUUUACUCAAGUUACAGCUUGCACAGACGGACGGACGGACGGACAGACAGACAUUCGGAUUUGAACUCCACUCUUCACCCUGAUCACUGGUAUAUAUAACCCUAUAUCUAACUCGUUUAGUUUUGGGUGUUACAAUAACCGUUAUGUGAACAAAACUUUAAUCUCAACUAUCAAAACUAAACUCUCUUUAGCAACAUUUGUUGCGAGAGUAUAAAAAACGCUGUUCAAAAAUAUUUAAAUAACGAGAAUUAGAAGCCGGCAAGUACAAUGUUGCCUCUAUUCAACAUUGGGCAUGAAAGGGUUAAGUUAAUGCCGAUAGCGCAAUAAACGCUAUUUCCUCCUAAACACAAUAAAGCCGUCUCGCCGUAUAGUAUAUCGUAGGCUAUUUAUUACAUACAAACAUUGUAGAUACGUACGAGUAUAUAGAGUUUAAAUUUUACUUUCUCUUGCUGCAAACUUGUCGCGGAUGAGUUCAUUGCUCACUUGAAGGUUUAUUAAUAUUUCGCAAUAUUAAGGUCGAGUGGUGCUCGGCAAAUUUGCUGUUGUUUGGUCUACGUUAAAAGAGUUUAUCAAUAAUUACACAAACAUACAUAUAAAGACCAAUGUGCGAUAAUAUUUUCACUAAAAGAAAUUUAUAAAUUAAGACCUUGUUUGUCAAGUUCAUCGACAUCAAAUAAUUUAGACACCACGCUGCACGGCUCCGUGUUGAGUAAUUGUUAUAUUAUAUAGUCUCACAAUACUUACUUAGAGUAUCCUGCAUAAACCAAUACAAAAGCCGAGUGCCGAGAUCUAACCGUUAUACAUUUUAUAUUAUCUUAAUGUAGAAAAAAGUUAUUCGAAAUUUAUUUAAAGAAUAAUAAAAACAACUCAUCUUCGAUAACAUAGUGCAUAUCCGACUGUAAUUGGAGGUAUGUAAUACCGAAUCGGCAAACUUGCAAUGAGCUAUUUAGAUAAUAAGUCAAGCACCGUUUCCAAACAGACUUCAAUACCCAUUGUGUGAUUUCCAUACAAUUUAUAAGGGAUUGAGAGUUUUUGACGGUCUUUUGAUCAAGAUUCACCAAAGUUAUUUGAAACCAGUUAUUAGAUACUUCGCAUUUAUCACGAACAACAAGCACCAAAUUAGUACAUCGCGUUGUUGAUAGUCAAAUUGCCGUCGAAGGUAUACAAGUCUCAUCCUAACAGCCUAAAAUGUUAAUGAGAGGGAUAAAACUAAUAAUAAAUGUUUAAUAUUACUAACAAUCGGUAUUGAAAACAUUGAAAAAAUUGCAAAAUAUACAUAAAUAUAUUAAAUAUAUUAAAUAAAUGUUAAUAACUUGAUAGCUGAUGUUACAAAAAAAACAUAAGUGCAUAUACAUAUGUAUGAACACAUAAAUUUCUGGCUAGCGAAUAAAAGAUUUGACUUUAAUAUACAUAUGUAGCUGAUAAUAAUAGUAAACGCCAAAAUUAUAAUUUGUGUGAAUGCGUACGCACAUACAUAUGUAUGUGUGUAUAUGUAUAUGUACGUAUGUAUAUAUAUAUAAAAUAUUAAUGAAGGUGCUAAGUAGAAUGAAAAACCAACAAAAUUUCACCAAAACAUUUGGGCUGACGAAAUUUGAAUGGGGAAUUGCACAGUUUCAUUCAAUUUAAAUUAAAUUAUCUGUUCUUGAGCAUAUGGUUUUGCAUACAUACAUAUACAUAUGUACAUCCUCUGUACAUAUUCGAAAGCAAGGUAAAUACUAAAGCUAUAUGUCCAUCAGUGGCAAUGAUCACGAUCUACAUUUGUUUCUGGUCCUUUUUCGGGUUUUUGUUGUUCACUUCGGUCUCUUAACAAUGCAAAUGACUCACUUAAGUGACAUACAUAUGUAUGUAUGUAUGAAAACAAAUGUGCAUUCGUACUAUGAUUACACACAAAUAUAUUAUUUUGAAAGCAAAAUAGCUAAAACAAAAAAAGUACCAAAGUUGUACAUGCCAGACAAUUUCAUUGCAAUGACUCAUAAUUGAGAGCCUUAUCAACCCAAUUAAUACAAUAUAAACAAAACAAAUACCUAUGGAAAGAUAAAAUGGAAUACCUUCUGAGUUCAUUAAAGUGAAAGCUUUUGAAUACAUAGGAACGAACCCUGAAUUUAUAAGCGACCAGGAUCUGAUAACUCAAUAGCAUUACUCAAGGAAUUAUUUAAGGUAUAAAAGUAACGCGUCUGAUUGCAUUUUAAGGGCUAAACAUAACGCUGCUCGUUACAAAAAACUGCGUCAUCUUGUAAUAAGGCUGCGAAGAUAACACGCAGUUGUUCUUGUAAUGUUUGGCAUACGUGUCAGCGAGCAUGACGACAAACUGCGAGGAUAGACCCGUAUGCUUAUUUACAAAUGUAUAUUAUAUACAAACAUAUGUAUGUACAUAUCUGUUGUAUAUGCGUGUUCCAUUAACUGAUACUAUUCAUACAUACAUAUACAAUAUAUAUGUAAAGGUAUAUAUAUUAUUAAAAAUCUCCUUUACCUGUCAAACUUAUUUAAAUGUAUCCAGCCAAAUAUGUACAUAUCUAUGUAUGUAUGUAUGUAAAUACGCGCGGCCUUCACAAGCCCAAUUGCCACACGUGUCGGCGCCAAUAUGUUUUAGCAUGACGCCAAUGCGCUUUUACGCCGUAGAUAUCUAGAAGUUCCCGUAGAUUAUUGUUAUUCCCGCGGUACAAAACAAAUGUUAUGUAUGAGACUUUAUAAACCGGUUAAUGCAUCUGAAUGAAAGAAAUGUUCAUACACAGUACAUUUAUACUAGGAAUGUAGGUACGUAUGUAUGUGUGUAUGUAAAUCAGAUUUUGAACUCGUCCGCCAAUGGUUCAUUUGCCUCUCUCAGGUUGUAUGUAAUGGUCCACAUGCUCCAUCAUAUUCAUAUACACAUACAUAUAUACAUAUAUAUUCACGGACGUGCUCACGAGACGUCACCAAAAGCAUACGUGGGCGCGUGUGCUUAACGCGUGUUUACAUAUAUACGUUUGUAAACAACGUGCAUAUGAUCGGAUAUAUACUUGUUUACCAACUCUAUAUGCAAUUUCCACGCUUUUAUUAUGAUUCUCAUCUGUCGAUCAACAACCUUCUCAUCCUCUUGAGUAUAAAUUUAGUAUACAAUAACAUACAAUACUAGACACACAUUUAUAAAUGUAACUGCGUCGUUUCGCACUCUCAGUCUCGCCAAUUCGAAUUGUUUUGGUCGCUGCCGGCAUUUUUUGCAAAUACAUUUGGUACAUAGAUACAUACAUAUGUACAUGCAGACAUACGUACAUACAUAUGCAUCUGUGCACUUGGUCGAUUUUUUCGAUCUGGUGUUUAACUCUGAAUAAAUAUAACAGUUAACGAAGUAUUUAAUGUUAAAAUUUAAAUUAUGUAUUUCCUAUCCGCGUACUUAUAGUUUGAGGGAUUAUACAUACAUAUGUACAUACAAUGUUAUUUAUAAAUGAGUGUGUGUGCUUGUGUAUAUGUUGGUUAAUGAAAUUUUCUAUUUUUGAGCGUUUUUUGUUUUUGUAAUGUUGAUAAGGGCAUGAGUAUUGCAUCAGCCAGUUAAUUUUGUAACAAUGUGCUGUAAAGCAUUCGACUACAUGUGGGUACUUAUGGCAACAAAGUCUUGCAAAUAAAUCAUUUUCGAAACAUACUAACCAAUAGUACAUAUUCUAUGGAUUCUCCAAAAUGAAACACUGAAUGGUUUCGAUGAACUAGAUUGUAUUAUAGAGGAGAUAAUAAAAACUCACAGACAUGUACCUAUAAUCACCCACAAGGUACAAAGUAAAUCAACGAUUCAGAGUAAGAGAAGUCUAGCCAACAACGAAUUCUAAAAACCUUCCACAGUGCGCAAUAAUUUUAUUUAUCAAUAACAAGAACGUUAUAUGUAUGUGAGUAGGUAUUUAUAUAUAAGAAACUCGUGAGAAUGCUUCAGCACAGGCUAGAACAAACAAAAACAACCGCGACGUCGACUUCGGCUUCUCGACGCUCCCGUAAAUUUGACAAACAUAUUAUCGAGCGUGUGCUCACCACUGCGACAUUGCGCCGUGCUAAUAUUUUCGUAUAAAUAGGAACGCUCCCCAUCCAAACACAACAGUCAAGUUCAAACUUUCGUUUGACUCGAAACGUAAAAUUGUCGGAGAAUAAAGCAGUGAACACGCAUAAGUAAAUAGUGUCAAAUGCCAAUUUGAAGAUUGGAUUAUUCUCAACACAAUUUAAAUUGCGAAAAGUUAAUAAGUGUAACAAGCGAACCACCUGAUACUGCGAUUUUUGUGUAAAAAUUCAAAUAUAAUUUAAAAAGAGUCACUUUAAUUAU
This is a messenger RNA of Zeugodacus cucurbitae (melon fly), 9667 nucleotides long. RefSeq names its product ATP-dependent DNA helicase PIF1 (gene Pif1). Lineage: Eukaryota; Metazoa; Arthropoda; Insecta; Diptera; Tephritidae. The transcript has 4 exons. Gene Ontology annotation, biological process: DNA repair; telomere maintenance. The coding region runs from base 152 to 2146 and encodes 664 amino acids. Gene Ontology annotation, molecular function: DNA helicase activity. The record is from RefSeq and is a predicted model, not a curated record.